UAAUUCACUCUUCUAAUUUCUUACUUACUUUUAAAAUGGAUCAACUUGGAGAUGAUGAACAAAUUUCCAUGACAAUAGAAAACCAAGAAAUGUUACUCUCUUUCGAUUCCGAAGCCGAGUCUCCUACUCCAACAUUAGACAAUUCCUUCGGGUCGUUCAGAAGAAAUGGGGUAAUCAAAGUUGAAGAAGGUAACGAAGAGCAUGAUUUGAUCAAGGCAGGUUUUGUUAGUGGAUUGCGACAAUUGGGAAAGGAAAUUGAAGUUGUGGCUAUACACAAAAAUUUAUGUUCAACUAUAAUAGGGCAAGCGAAAUUGCAAAGUUUUCGCAUUUACUGUGAAGCAAUGCGGAAGAAAUGCGGUGGAGAUGCUAAUAUUAAAUAUGCUUGGUUUGGUUCUUCCAAAGAUGAAAUUUAUAAAAUUAUUUCAUAUGGAUUUUCUACAAUUACUGAACCAAAAUCUGGAGAAUGUUUUGGUAUUGGAGUUCAUCUCCAUCCUGCAAAUAUCCAUGGGGUAUUAUCGGCAGUGGAAGAUGAGGAUGGAUUAAGGCAUAUCUUACUUUGCCGAGUAAUCUUAGGGAAUACGGAAGUGAUUGAGGCUUCAUCUAAACAAUUUCAGCCAACUUCUCCACACUUUGAUUCUGGGGUUGACAAUUAUUUGGCUCCUAAAACAUACAUUAUUUGGCCUUCCUAUAUGAAUUCUCAUAUUUUACCAAAUUUUCUACUCACUUUCAGGUCUCCUACUUUAUUAUCAGGUGCUUCUUCAAAAAUCAAGAAGGUUCCGUUGAAGCCUUCUCGUAUAAAGUUUCAUGAUUUAUUGCGUGUGCUUUCCAAAUUUUUACAUCCUUCAAGAGUGGUUUUGAUCUCAAAAUACUAUGAAGAUUUUCAGAAAAAUAAGAUCACAAAAUUAGUAUUUAUUCGAAAGCUGAGGCAAAUAGCUGGAGAUACGUCAUUAAGAGCUGUCAUGAAAUUGUAUCCAAAUACUAUUAAGUUGCGAAUUGGAGGAACGUGAUCAGGUUGCAAACAAUAUCAUGAUGGCGGAGUUUGUCAAGAGUGAAAAGAAAUUUUCCUUUCUGUUUAUCAAUUACGACAAGUUUCUUAUUUGUAAAUUAAAAGAAAUUUGCGCAAUUCAUAAAUAC
This is a messenger RNA of Solanum dulcamara, 1134 nucleotides long. Its product is annotated as probable inactive poly [ADP-ribose] polymerase SRO2. NCBI's taxonomy places the organism in Eukaryota, Viridiplantae, Streptophyta, Magnoliopsida, Solanales, Solanaceae. The record is from RefSeq and is a predicted model, not a curated record. The coding region runs from base 36 to 1007 and encodes 323 amino acids. The transcript is spliced from 6 exons. Gene Ontology annotation, molecular function: NAD+ poly-ADP-ribosyltransferase activity.